Carya illinoinensis is the source of this 1812-nucleotide messenger RNA. RefSeq lists its product as uncharacterized. The coding region runs from base 32 to 1081 and encodes 349 amino acids. Lineage: Eukaryota; Viridiplantae; Streptophyta; Magnoliopsida; Fagales; Juglandaceae. The record is from RefSeq and is a predicted model, not a curated record. The transcript is spliced from 10 exons.
GGGUACAAAGUCAUCUUGUCCGUACGAAAGCAUGUCAAAUUUCUCAUCUGGUCUGGAUGUCCAAACACAAAUCAAUAAAAUGGCAGAUAGUUAUGCCACUCUCGAACAACCAUCGGAAAAAAUGUCUCCGGCUAACCUUAAGGACUGUAUGGAAGAGCUUUUGAGGUUCACCCUGGAGUCUUAUAUAAACGAAACCCUACAAUUCGAUCUACUGCUCUCCAAGGCCUUCUGCUACAACCUCCUCAAAGACGACCCCACCGACACCAACUCUUCCCCGAUCGAUUCUUCUCUAGGAGUCCCAUCAUAUCCUUUAUACAAGCGACUGGCAUCGUCAUUAUUAGAAUCAAUAGAUUCUAAAACCUUCUGUAGAUCGCACUGCAAUUUUAUGUUGAUCCCCGAAGGAAGCUCCUUUAAGCAGAAAGAAGCUGAAUGGCAGAAGAUAGUUUUCCACAAGGGAUCUGAACUAGUGAAUCUUAUGAAGACUGCAGUCCACGAACUUCAUGUUCAGGAGCCUUUCUUUUCACAGCUAAAAGAUGGCCAGAAAACAAUUGAAGGAAGGUGUGCUGUUGGUGACUACAAUAGAAUUGCAUCAGGAUCUUUGAUCCUUUUUAACAAAUGUGUGAUUUUUGAAGUCCAGGAUGUACAGUGGCAUGCUUCAUUCUCCAAUAUGUUGGGUGCGGAGAGUCUUGCAAAAGUUCUUCCCGGAGUUGAAACCAUUGAAGAAGGUGUACAAAUCUACAGGAGAUUUUACACAGAAGAGAAGGAAAGGUCAAAUGGCGUUCUUGCAAUCUAUGUUUCAAAAGUGGAUGUUCAGCCAUACAUUUUGUUGGCAACCCUACUUUCUGGAUUGAGUUAUGAGGGUGUUCAAGGCCUUCUAGGUCUGACACAUACCACAGGGACAGUUCCAGAUGCACUUCCCCCACCAAGAUCAACUCUUCUAUCAUCAUUUAUGCUGCCAUGUAAGCCAAAUGUUGAAGGUUGUACCUUGACUCAUGGAGCUAGGGCUUUGGAAAAGCAUGCUAAUAGGAGUAGCAGUAAAUACUGGGGUACUUUGAAAGGAAAUGGAAUAGUGAUGCAAUAAAUUCAAUAGAAACCAAUAAGAAUUUUAAAGGAAGGAGAGACUAGUGCAAGACAAGGAGGAGAAUGAAGAGAAUGGGGAGGGGGAAGAAAACAGGGCAGAGAAAGGGUCAUCAAGUUAUUAACUCACCAGAAGUAUAUGACAACAGUACAAGAGUAUGUUCAAGUAGACUAAGGAAUUAAACCCUAGUCACACUUGGGCUAAUAGCCCACUAGAUGAAAUAACAUACAGCCCGAAAGAAACAUAAUCCACAGUCCAAUAAAUAAAUAAUAUGACAAAUUCACCACAAAAUAAAUGUAAAAUAACAAAAGUGGCAAUAACAUAAUCUCCAGCUCUUAUAAAAAAAAACCACAUAAUCUUCAGCUCUCAAUCACCAAGCCAGAAAGUCAUUGGUUGAGCUUUCUUCUGGCAGCGACAUCAAUUCACAUGUAAUUGGUGGCUUGUAUUUGAUUUCCAUACCAAGACUUUUGUGGCUGGAAGAACUUGACCUUGUCGAGUGUAGCUUCUAGCAGCUUUGGAAGUACUCCAAUAAGUUAAGGUCAAGCUGUUACAACAUGUCAUUGGUAAUUCAUUUGCAGUGUAUUGACUCCCCAACAAACUAGUAACUGUUGAACUUCUUUGUUCUUGGCGAAAACAACUUGCUUACCCAAAAUAGCAUCAAUAUAUUCUGGGUUGGUUGAAGGGGAGUUGUAUGGGAUCAGCAAUAGGAUUUGUUUCAGGGUAUGGGACUGUUC